This is a messenger RNA of Bursaphelenchus xylophilus (pine wood nematode), 2205 nucleotides long. The record is from the annotation of a GenBank genome assembly. NCBI's taxonomy places the organism in Eukaryota, Metazoa, Nematoda, Chromadorea, Rhabditida, Aphelenchoididae.
AUGAGUCAGGAAGAGAAUUCUCAAGCUCAAAGCGAUGGAGUUAUCAUGAAUCCUGAUGACUCUCGACAACCUCUACUUCAAAACGAAUGUGCGGGGGAAGAAAACGGAGCUUUUCAUACCGUUGAUGAAGAACAACAUCAUGAAUCGGAUACUAGGGUUAACGGAAGUGAGUUUAAAAAAAAAUAUUAUGAAUUUUUUAAAGUGUUUUGUUUUUAUUGUUUCUCGAUGAAAGUAUGCCUUUUAGUGCCCACAGUUUUAUGUCGAGUAUGCGAAAAUAAUAUCCCCUAUGAUAAGAACUCCAUGCAGCAUGUCGUGCGAUGUUCCCAAUGUAACGAAGCUACCCCCAUUCGAGGACCACCGAGCGGAAAGAAGUUUGUCCGAUGUCCAUGCAAUUGCUUGCUGAUUUGCAAGGUAUCUUCGAAUCGCAUAGCAUGUCCGAGACAGCAUUGCGGCCGUGUGAUCAUCCUCCAACCCCCAUCUAAUCACGCUCCCACAGCUCCAGCUCCUGCGGGAACAGCCCGAGUGCAAUGUUUUUAUUGUGAGGAAGUAUUUAUGUUUAACACCCUGGCCAAUUGUAUUGCUCGAUGUCCACAUUGUCAGAAGAGGUAAUUAUUUAUUGUAAAUCAAAUACAAAUAUUAUUCAGGUCCUCGGUUGGAGCCAAUUAUGUACGUGUACGUUCGUUUUCUUACUUUUUUGGAGCUCUUAUUGCACUUCUAACAACAAUUUGUGUAAUUGUAAGUUAAGGUUUGGUUGUUCUUUAUUCUGGUUUAGGUUGCUACAGUGGGGAAGUCCAGUUUUAUCUUCUACAUGAUUUGGGUGGUCCUUGCCGGUGUCACAAUAUUUUUUGCUUAUCGUUUUUAUUACUUUAUCACUUUAAAGAUAAGCAAGGUAUUGGGUCCAUUGUAAGUAUUAUUUAUGUAAUUGUUUCGGCGAAUACACUUUUCAUUUUUUUUGUUGUAUCUAACCUCAAUAAAAGCUUUGAAUUUACAUUUAAACCCGAUUAAACGGUACUCAAUUGAUUGUCUUAUAUUCUAUGACAGGUUUUGAUUACUUUGUAUCUAAAGAAUUUGAAGCUUUGCUACUUUUUGCUUUGAAGGGUAUGUAUUUUACGAAUCGUCUUGCGCUCAGAACGAGCUCAUUAAUUUUGGCCAGACCUGCUCUUCCAGACGGUCCAAGUUUAUCCGAUUUUGUAAAUGGGAAUGUAAAGAAAACGAGAAAUGGAAGGUUGAGAUUACCUGAAUGGCUAAAGAGGGAUAUGACACAAGUAGACCAAAAGCAGCUUAAGUUGAAGAAACAGCUUCGAGGGUUGAAGUUGGCAACCGUCUGCGAAGAAGCACGGUGUCCAAAUAUCGGAGAAUGUUGGGGAGGAGGGGAGGAUGUUCCGUCCACAGCUACUAUUAUGUUGAUGGGUGACACUUGUACCAGAGGAUGCCGGUUUUGUUCCGUUAAAACUGCUAGAAGCCCUGGUGCUCUGGACCCUGACGAACCUCUGAACACUGCAAAGGCUGUCGCGUCUUGGGGAGUUGAUUACAUUGUUUUAACUUCUGUUGAUAGGUAAUUUUUGUCAGUGGUGUUUUUUGCCGCUCUCACCCGUUUACUUGUAUUAUUUUAGGGAUGAUUUACUUGAUGGAGGUGCUUCCCACAUUGCUCAGACGAUUUCCCAUUUGAAGAGAGAAUGUCCCAAAGUUUUAGUGGAAGCCCUAGUCCCCGAUUUUUCCGGAAAACCUGAUUGUAUUGAGAUUGUGGCUCAUUCUGGACUGGAAGUGUAUGCUCAUAACAUCGAAACUGUUCGACGAUUAACUCCGGGAGUACGGGAUCCGCGAGCCAAGUACGAUCAAUCGCUGAAGGCCUUGGAACAUGCCAAAAAGGCCAAUCCCUUACUGAUUACCAAAAGUUCAAUCAUGCUAGGAUUAGGAGAAACUGAAUCAGAAAUAUUGGAGACCAUGCGCGACCUGAAAGACGUUGGAGUCGAAGCUCUCACACUCGGACAAUAUAUGCAGCCAACCAAAAGACACCUUCUAGUCAAGGAUUGGGUCACCCCGGAAAGGUUCGAUGAGCUCAAGAAGAUGGGGGACGAAAUGGGGUUCCUGUAUAUUGCUUCAGGCCCUUUAGUUAGGUCUUCAUAUCGAGCUGGAGAAUUCUAUCUGAAGAAUAUUAUAAAUAGAAGACAAAACGAACAGAAAGUGUUGAAUGUAUCUGUUUAA